GUCCAUUUGGAAAACCAGAACUCCGGUAAUUGGAUAGUUCUGAGUCGAGAAUCUUCCUCGGUGAUAAAAGCCAAUAAAUAAAUCCAUCCAUCACAUAAAUCCAGAGUUUGCAGCUGGAAUUAAGGGGGCUUUGCAGACCUGCGUUUAUUUCUUCAGCGCCAGUCUCUUUGCGAAUCAGAACUCGAGUUCCUUCAGAGAAGUUUAUUUUUUUUACACCGUCUAUGAAAGUAUUCGGCACAUGCUGAUUUUUAAAAUAUGUCAGUAACGUUUUGAAGAACCUCAAACGGUUUGCAUCAAAGGUUCAGAAACGGAGACAAGGCAUUCCGUGUGAAGCCAAGACCCCCCUGUUCAAUCUCGGGACGCGGGAUAUCGCUUGGAAGUAUCUUCAGUUGCAGAUUAUUAAAGAUAAAUAUCUGGAUUGCAGCAACAAACGAUGGCAGAAGCAAGCAUGGCAGCCCAGACCGGCGGACUGCUGUCCCUCUCCCUGCUGUUGUCACUGUUGGUAAAGGGGAGCCUGGCGUUUUCGAUGCCCAGAACUUGCGAGGCUAACGGCAGCGUGUAUUAUGUAGGCGAGUGGUACUCUCUGGACUCGGAUCACUGCACUCAGUGUGAGUGCACGGUCGAGGGGCCGUUGUGUGGCCGCGCCGACUGCCCGGCCCUGCCACCGCCUUGCAUACAUGUCAGCUACUACCCGAACGACUGCUGUCCCCGCUGUGAAAAGAUCGGCUGCGAACACCGGGGCCAUGUCUAUGAGCUCGGGCAGCAGUUCCAGCCAUCAGAGUGUGAACAGUGCACCUGUGAUGCGGAUGGGAUAGCUCGUUGUCUGGUUGCUGACUGUGCUCCACCCCCUUGCGUUAAUCCAACCUAUGAAAAUGGAAAGUGCUGCCCAGUGUGCAAAGAUGGUCCAAAUUGUUACAGCAGCAUCACCAAAAGUCAAGUGAUCGCAGGAGGGACCACAGUGUGGGUCGACAAGUGCACCUACUGCCACUGCCAUGAUGGUCAGGAUGCUGGAUACUGGGCAGGCAAUCGUGUCGCCAAGUGUGUGAAGGUUCAUCACUGCGCUCUCAAUGAUCACAGUCAGCAGCCAUGAGGUUGUAGUAGACUUUUACAGUACAUCUCCAGAGCAUAUUGCUCAGCAGGCUGUUUGGAUGUCAGAAAUGCAGUGAGUCUAUUAUGGUGUAGCUUUGAAAUAGAUAGCAAUGUAUAGCAAUAAUCUUUCUUCAUUACAACACUUCUACCUAUUACACCAUUUCUUUAGACUAAAUGCUUUUUAAAAUGCUAUUUUUCAACAUAUGUAAUGCACAUCAAUCACACUAGUGAUAAUGGAGGAAGAAGAAAAGUUUUUACUGAAUGAGAAGUUAAGAACAAAUCUUAAGAAUAUAAAACAUUGGAUACAACAUUGUGUUCUUUAGAAGAAGGUCGGUACAUUGGACAGCUUGACAAUAGAAAACGUAUGUUUAUGAUUAGCUUUGCAAUCAGAAAUUCUUCGGGAAUUUUAACUUAAAUUUGUUUAGGUUUAAGUGAAUGAUAGUCAGCGAUAAUUUUACCUGGUUAGAAAAUGUGGGCAAAGCUGGACCAAAAGAAAACAAGGAACAUAUUUAAGCCAUUUGGUCCACAUCUGUUCUAUCAUUCCAUAAGAUAUUGGCUUCUCUUUCAUCUUACUGCUGUAUUCCUGAUUCCCUUAAUUUUCAAGAAUCAAUUAAAUAUAAUUAAGGAUUUGUCUUUCACUGUCCUUUCAGAUAGAGAAUUCCAUAAGUUCACCAACAUCUUAGAUACAACAUCAAGAUAAAUAAUGGAUUGGUCAAACUUAAUUAUCUCUUUCAUAAAUCCUCAUGGACUUUGCUAAUUCUAUUAUUAUUUUCCAAGUGACCUGCUAGUAAUUCUGGAAUUUUUCUACUACUUGCUAUGUUAACUUUUUUGUGUUUCCCUAUUUUCUUUCUUCUCCUUUCUCAAAUACAUGGGUUAUAUUAUAUACAACCUAGGAAAUAAUCUAAAAUCUAAGGGUUUUGGGAAGAUAACAACCGCUGUUUCCAUUAGGUACCUCUUUAAAAACCCUGGGAUGUUGGUUAGGAGAUUCUGUUGAUCUAUUAGCUUACAGUUCUAUUAUAUUUCUCAAUCUUUUUUUCCCCUCUGAUGGCAUUUUCUUUCAGCUUCUGACCCUAUUGAACUCCACUGUUUCCGGAAUGUUUUCUAAAUCUUCUGUGAAGGCAGACACAACAUGUUUAAUUUCCCUGCCACUUCCUUAUUCCCCAAAGUAAUUUUUUUCAUUUUCAGUCUGUAAGGCAUGUAUAUUAACUUGUUCUAAUCUGUUCCAUCAUAUCCAUUAUAAUUAAUGCUCUAAAAUUUUCCCUUCUCUUUGUUUACAGUACUGUGGCACCCUGUGGCUGAAAUCUGAAAUGUUCUCAAUUUGCAGGCAUUUUCUCUCUUUAGCAACAUUAUAAAGUUUUCCAUUGAUCAAAUAUUGCCUUUCACUUAAUAAAGAAACUUAAAAUGCUGGAAGUAAUUAGCAGGCUAGGCAGUCUGUGUGGAGAGAUAAACUGAGUCUAGAUUUCUCGCUUAAGGAUAGGUAGAAGGGUGUGAACCUGUAACCACCUGACUAACAUGGGCUGGUAGAGAGCUGAGUUUGAGCAAAGCUGGUAUUGAUGGAGGAAGAUAUCAUCGUUGGAUUGAAUCUGGGUUGGAGACUAAAAAGAUUAUCAGUGUUAUUUUUUUCUUGUGACUUUUGAGCAUAUUUACAUUAUUGCCAAAUCUUGAUUCCAGCACUUAAUAUAGUCAGUUACUUUGCAGAUCCUUUGAGAAUUCUCCAGAUAGUUGUUCUAAAAUAAAUGUUUUUAUUAUUUUUGUACAAAGAACAAACAAGAAUGUCAGCUUCCAAAGAUAAUUCAGCUUCUGAUUCACUAACUUUUGCAAGUUUCCAGUGAUUGACAUAGUCACAACGCUUGAACACCCAUGGGAGAGGGUGGUGGAGAUUGAAGAGUGAUUCUUUGGUUUUAUUAAUGUCAUUGGUCCUUCUUUCUUUGCUGGAUAUUGGGGGCUUGGGGCUGACAAACAGUACGUUUCAAUUUUGUGCUUCAGCAGUCAUUCUUAAUAAUAAUAUACCAUUUCAAACUAUCUUGGAACUUUGUCCGUCUGCACACCACACCAAAGUGUAAAAUGAGAGACCUAAACAGAGUGUUUUUGGUUAAAUUCUGAGAGUUGAAAUUAAUUUUAAUUUGUUGUUUGUCUGGUAUGUUAAAACCUACACUAUAUUCUGAGAACACUUACUAAAUAAGAUGAUAGCCAAAGGGUUUAUAAAGUGUGCUCAUUGACAAUAGACAAUAGACAGUAGGUGCAGGAGUAGGCUAUUCGGCCCUUCUAGCCAGCACCACCAUUCACUGUGAUCAUGGCUGAUCGUACACAAUCAGUACCCCGUUCCUGCCCUCUUUCCAUAUCCCUUGACCCCGCUAUCUAUAAGAGCUCUAUCUAACUCUCUCUUGAAUGCAUCCAGAGACUUGGCCUCCACUGCCUUCUGGGGCAGAGCAUUCCACAUAUCCACCACUCUCUGGGUGAAAAAGUUUUUCCACAUCUCUGUUCUAAAUGGCCUACCCCUUAUUCUUAAACUGCGGCCUCUAGUUCUGGACUCACCCGUCAGCAGGAACAUGCUUCCUGCCUCCAGCGUGUCCAAUCCCUUAAUAAUCUUAUAUGUCUCCAUCAGAUCCCCUCUCAUCCUUCUAAAUUCCAGUGUAUACAAGCCCAGUUGCUCCAAUCUUUCAACAUAUGACAGUCCCGCCAUUCCAGAAAUUAACCUUGUGAACCUACGCUGCACUCACUCAAUAGCAAGAAUGUCUUUUCUCAAAUUUGGAGACCAAAACUGCACACAAUACUCCAGGUGUGGUCUCACCAGGGCCCUUUACAGCUGCAGAAGGACCUCUUUACUCCUAUACUCAAUUCCUCUUGUUAUAACAACCAGCAUACCAUUAGCUUUCUUCACUGCCUGCUGUACCUGCAUGCUUGCUUUCAUUGACUGAUGUACAAGAACACCUAGAUCUCGUUGUACUUCCCCUUUUCCUAACUUGACUUCAUUUAGAUAGUAAUCUGCCUUCCUGUUCUUGCCACCAAAGUGGAUAACUUCACAUUUAUCCACAUUAAACUGCAUCUGUCAUACAUUUUCCCACUCACCCAACCUGUCCAAGUCACCCUACAUUCUCAUAACAUCCUCCUGACAUUUCACACUGCCACCCAGCUUUGUGUCAUCAGCAAAUUUGCUAAUGUUACUUUUAGUCCCUUCAUCUAAAUCAUUAAUGUAUAUUGUAAACAGCUGCGGUCCCAGCACAGAACCUUGCGGUACCCCACUGGUCACAGCCUGCCAUUCCGAAAGGGACCCAUUAAUCACUACUCUUUGUUUCCUGUCAGCCAGCCAAUUUUCAAUCCAUGUCAGUACUCUGCCCCCAAUACCAUGUGCCCUAAUUUUGCCCACUAAUCUCCUAUGUGGGACUUUAUCAAAAGCUUUCUGGAAGUCCAGGUACACUACAUCCACUGGCUGUCCCUCGUCCAUUUGUCCUUGUCCAUUGGUUUCACUUCUUGCUGGUAAUGUUAUUUGAGGGGUUCUAGUUAAUACAUCAUUGUACACUUGUGAUUGAUGGUUUUACAACAUGCCUGAUUAGUUCUUUGUUAGGUUCCCUGUUCAGCCGGGACUUUGUUUUGCUAUUUUAUACAUGACUUUUGAAGCAACAGGGUUUUUUUUCCCCACUGAUGCUGUCAGCCAGCUUGUUGGGAUUAAAACUGAUGUCUGCAGUUGAUUUGGAAACAUUGUUGGCUAUUAGUUUCAACAGUGUUGGCACUAACAGCAGCAAAUAAAUAACAAAUAACUAAAUAACAAUAGAAAAUAAUUUUAAAAAGUGAAUUUCAUGCUGUAUGAAGUCUUGGGAGAGAAUGGUUUCCAAUUUUGUGGAUGCUACAAUAGCAUAGCGGUUAGCAGGGUGCGAUUACAGCUGAAGAUGUCGAAGUUCAGAGAUCAAUCAUGGCGUCCUUGGAAUUUUUCUGUCCUUUCCAUGGAAUGCAUGGGUGUUUCCCACAGCCCAAAGACGCUUAAGGAAGGUUAAUUAUUCAGUGUAAUUUGUUCCAUGAUUCGGCUAGGGUUAAAUCAGGGGCUGCUUGUGGUGCAGCUCAAAGUGCUAAAAGGGCCCAUUCCACUCUUUUUCACUGAAUAAUGUUAGAAAAUAAAGUAAAUAAAACCUCCAAUUUAAAAUUAUUUAUUUUCACAAGAAUUCCAUAUUUACAUACUGUAUAUUCCAACAAUUCACAAGAAAGUAAAUACAAAAACACCAAAAAAAGUAUUUGUAACUUGUUAAUGUGUACCAUGGAAUUUUUGGGUGUAAAGUUUUAAGUUUACUAUGUUGGUUAUAAACUAAGAACAUCACAAUUAUAACACACUGUGUGUUCACUGUUACAUGGUAAUGCAUAUGGGACAUUUUUACUGAAGAUCUCUUCCAUUCAAAACCUAUACCUCUACAAAGUAAGUUUAGUUCUUAUAAUUUUUGCCAUAAUUUGUUACAAAAUUUCAAUUAUUGGUUCUAGAAUCUGUGCCUUCAACUUAACUAAUACAAUAGUGAUUCCAGAGAAAAGUAAGUGAAGUUUGUACAAGAAAAUGUACAUUCAUUACCAUUUAGAUGUAUUGACCACCUUCAGUCUGUAGCUUUUGAAAAGGUACAUGCCAUUAUCAGCUCUCUGUUAAAUAUCACUGUUUAGACCAAUAACGUGCUUGGUUAGUUUAAAAACAAGUCAAAACUAACUGUCUUAUGUUUGACCCAGUCAAUCUACUAACCAGAUGUUGGGAUUAAAUUUUCAUUUAUAAAGUCAAUUAUUAGAAUGACCUCUUUGAAUCUUUCCAGUAUUUAGUGUUCACUUUCGAUCUACAGUAGAUAGUUUCUUUGAAAAUGUUAAUGUUGCAUUAAUUAAGAUUUCAUUUCUAUUUUUGCAGACAUUGAAUUAUAUUGGUAUAAGUUUACUGCCUUGUAAUAAAAGCUAAGUA
Hypanus sabinus (Atlantic stingray) is the source of this 6010-nucleotide messenger RNA. RefSeq lists its product as uncharacterized. Gene Ontology annotation, biological process: negative regulation of BMP signaling pathway. The transcript is spliced from 3 exons. The coding region runs from base 434 to 1090 and encodes 218 amino acids. Gene Ontology annotation, molecular function: protein binding. Gene Ontology annotation, cellular component: AMPA glutamate receptor complex. The record is from RefSeq and is a predicted model, not a curated record. NCBI's taxonomy places the organism in Eukaryota, Metazoa, Chordata, Chondrichthyes, Myliobatiformes, Dasyatidae.